AUGGAGACCAUUCUCGGGAAGGUUGGUGAAGCGUCAAAUGAAGGGGACCAGUUGCCUGACUCAUCGGGUUUUCCGCAGUCUUCGGUCACCCAAAACGGCGAAGAGUCGCAGCUGGAGACCGCUGAGAAUUUCGCGGUCAACGGUCCGGACAAAGCUAACGAAACGACCGGCUCCGACGAUACAGUCUCAACGGUGGUGAUCUGCAGUAGUGGCGCACAUCUGCCACCGACUUGCUCUCGUUGUAUAAGGCUAAUGUUCUACUCUAAGGAUGCAGAGGAAAACGGGACCCCCUUCUUGGAAUCCGUCGCCGACAUCGACAAAGUUCCUGUAUCGAAGUCGGACGCCGAGAUACUGCUAAACAAUCAACCAAGCGUACGCCUUGCUCAGAAAUAUUUGUUGAUAUUGCUUCAUGCGCACGCCUGUCGCCACAUGGAGUCCACGCCACACGGCAAACGGUACAGGAAUUGCAAAGUACCCUACUGCAAAGCCACAAAGAGCGUCGUCGACCACAUGAUGGACUGUAAGGCCUCGGUGACCUGCAACUUUCCACGGUGUUUUAUAUCGUGGCAAAUUAUACGUCACUAUAACUGGUGCCGGACGGACACUUGCCAAAUUUGCAGGCCGUUUGGAAAAAAACCUAAAACGUGUAGCGCCAAACACAAAAAA
Iphiclides podalirius (scarce swallowtail) is the source of this 666-nucleotide messenger RNA. The record is from the annotation of a GenBank genome assembly. Lineage: Eukaryota; Metazoa; Arthropoda; Insecta; Lepidoptera; Papilionidae.